AAAGAACGAUAAUAUUUCAAUUAUUUAAAUUUAUUCUUUUAAGGAUUUUUAUGUGCUUAUAUUUGUACACAUAGCUCCGUAUAAUUUACACACACAGAAUCAAUCAAUUGAAAAGAAACCCUAAUGUACAUUGCAUUGCCUCUUCCAGAUAUUGCUGUUGGAAGCAGGACAAGCCGUUUUUCAUUCAUACAGGAUGACAUAUCCAAUGACGGUGUUUGCAAAUCCAUGGUGGAGCCACAAGGCUAUGCUUGUGAAGAACAUACUGUAACUACACAGGAUGAUUACAUUCUCAGCCUACAAAGAAUUCCACUGGGGAGGUCAGGUGGGACGGCUGGAAAUAGGCCACCAGUCCUGUUACAACACGGCCUAGUAUCGGACGGAGUAAUCUGGUUGUUGUUACCUCCAGAAAGUUCAUUGGCAUUCAGCUUAGCGGAUAAUGGAUAUGAAGUUUGGAUUGCUAACAGCCGCGGAACAAAAUACAGCAGCGGCCAUACAUCACUUACUCUCAAUGACUCAGCCUACUGGGAUUGGACGUGGGACGAAUUGGUAUCCUAUGAUCUUUCUGCCACAGUCCAAUAUGUCCACAGUCAAACAGGACAGAAGCUGCAUUAUGCUGGCCAUUCGCUGGGAACUUUGAUGGUUUUGUCUGCCUUAUCGAAGAAUCAGUUGGUGACCAUGUUGAGAUCAGCUGCCUUGCUCAGCCCAAUUGCUUACUUAGGUCAGAUCACUACUGCUCUUACAAAAAUUGCUGCUGACACGUACAUUGCAGAGGCAGUAAGAGGGUUGGGAAUUAAUGAAUUUGAUACUGGAGAUAAGGUUAUAAAUGGUUUUCUCAAACAAAUCUGCCAAAACCCUGGUGUUGAUUGUACCAACAUGUGGACGGCUUCAACAGGUCAGAACUGUUGCCUGAAUUCUUCCAUAAUAAAUGUUUAUCUUGAUCAUGAACCCCAACCUACCUCAACCAAGAACAUGAUCCAUUUGGCUCAGAUGAUACGAACCGGAACCAUAAAUAUGUAUGACUACAACAAGAAGGAAGAGAACGUAAAACAUUACGGGCAACCAACUCCACCGGCAUACAACAUGACGAACAUUCCACAGGACUUCCCUCUGUUCCUCGGUUAUGGAGGGGCAGAUGCCCUUGCUGAUGUCCAAGAUGUGAAGCGGUUGCUCAGCAUCCUCAAAGAUCACCAAGGAGACAAGCUUGUCCUUAAUUAUAGAGAUAAUUAUGCUCAUCUUGAUUUCGUCAUGUCUGAAAAUGCCAAGGAAGCAGUGUAUGAUUCUAUUAUUGCUUUCUUUAAGCUACAAUAAGUUGGGUUAUUUUCUUCUCUGCAGACACUGAUUCAUCUAAGGCUUCAAUAACUAUUUGAUUUUUCAUGUAAUUUUCCACACCGUUCCUGUAGAAGAAGAAAUAUGUUUCUGCUGAAUGGAAACUUGUCUUUCCUAAAUGAAAAUAAAUAAAGAAUAAAUUUCAAAAUUUCGG
Rubroshorea leprosula is the source of this 1480-nucleotide messenger RNA. Lineage: Eukaryota; Viridiplantae; Streptophyta; Magnoliopsida; Malvales; Dipterocarpaceae. The record is from the annotation of a GenBank genome assembly.